UAGUUACGUCACGUAUAAGAAUAUUAUAUACAUAAUAUAUAUUUUAUAUUAUCAACAUAAAUGAGAUUACAUAUGAUAAGAUAGUAGAAAUGGAGUGUGUAUUCUUAACAUUGUAAAUAUAGUUACUUUAUUAAUAUACUUUUGUACAUAAUAGGUUAGUUUCUAGUAUGUACAAUGUACUGAAUGUAUUAAGUAUACAUAUAAAGAAACACUUUUCAGUAGUAGUACAGAGGGCAGCGAGAAACAUACCUAACCUCAAAUGUAAAACUAUUUUAAGUAUAGAUAAUAAAAAUCACACGCUUAAACAACGAUAUUGCACAUUGUUUACACAAUUAUCAAAAGACAUAAUUUCAAUUUUUACGCUGAUAAAAAUGUUACCGAAGUAUAAAAAAAAGAGCUUCAUCCUAGAUAAACUGCAUAGAGGAGUUGUAAAUGUCUGUAUAGCUGCCACAGUAAUUACUGGAACACUUUUAGUAUAUAAAGUAUAUGCAUAUUAUCGAUAUGUACGUCCGGCGUUGAAAGAAGUACAAAUGAAAGCUGAGGAAGAUCUUUUAGAGGAGGGAAAAUAUAAAGCACUUGGUUAGAGUAAAAUAGUUAAUUAAUGUGUACGUGUGUACCGUAUAUACAUAUAAAUGUAAUUUAUAUAUGAAAUAAUAACAAAUAA
Ceratina calcarata is the source of this 664-nucleotide messenger RNA. RefSeq lists its product as uncharacterized. NCBI's taxonomy places the organism in Eukaryota, Metazoa, Arthropoda, Insecta, Hymenoptera, Apidae. The record is from RefSeq and is a predicted model, not a curated record. The transcript is spliced from 2 exons. Bases 168 to 584 code for a protein of 138 amino acids.